AUGGCUCUCAACGGUUAUCACAGACCAUUUUCUAAAAGUUUUUCUGCUGACUUUUUGAGAAGAGAUAUUUUCGAGACCUUGAAAAGUUUCCAGAGAAGAGUGUUACUUCACGGUGACGACUACGAUGGAGUCGGAACCACUUUUGCCCCGCCAACAACCUCUACCUUCGAUUACUCCGACCGCGACGGCCGCAACUUCGCAUCAUCAACACCCGCGCUUCUCCCACUCGAUGACAUCCCCACCGCAGAUGUCGGCGCCGAUCUUCCUGCCCCUGAAGCUCGAUACUUGUCCCAGCUUCUCCAAAUGGUGAAGCACUACGAGUACGGACACACCACUUUCGCUGGUCAGCCAAUCGAGCCGUCAACUAAUGAACUCAUCAAAAAACGAUUCAAUUACGGUUGCAACUGCUAUGUCAGCACAGGAUCAUCUCAAAUGCAGAAAUCCUACGGAUCAGCGCUCAAUGAUUAUGACAACACUUGUCGACAACUGAUCAAGUGCUACGAAACAGUUCAGUCUCGCGAUCAAAGCUGCUCGAAUGCCGGUCUCGACGGACCGUACCAGUUCUCCCUCUCCGCUAAAGAUGCCACGCUUGCCGCUGCUGAUCGAUCAGUCACGUGCUCGGACGCUGCGGAUUCCUGCGAAAGAAUGACUUGCGAAUGUGACGCUGCUUUUGCGAAAGCCUCGGCGAUGGAAUUCGAAAAGCUCACUGGACCACUCGAUCAGGAUCAAUACAACUGGUAUGUCUUCUACUACGGCCAAGGAUACACGGAUAUUCGAACAAGCGCCGUCUGCGAUGGGGUUGACCUUAACGACGUGAAUCUCAAAUCGCUCGCAGAUCAGUACUACAAUGGAUUUGACAGUGGCAUUCCUCAAGAUCUUCAUGACGAGUUCACCGCAAAAAUUGACAACUCAGUUUUCUUCGAAAGCGAAUCUGAAGCUCUCAAUUACUUCCGAGAUAUUGUUGACGAAAUCACUGCCGACUGCAAGUCCGAAGCCUGCUCCGUCAUGGCAAAAUGGGCCUACGUCACUCCCGCUUUUUACGGAUUCAUUGCCGGAGUCGCUUACAAGUACCAGUCUGGGGAGUCCACAGAAGUCACUGCAAGGCUUUUCGCUAAUGACUUCGAUGCUAUUGAAGCCAAUCAGCAAUACUUUCCUGAAAGCUACGCGAAAUUUGUCGAGAACAAACGAGCCACCCUCCUCCGCGGCUAUCUUUUCGACUUUGCGUUCCAGCUGGAUCUCAUGCCAUUCCUUCGAUGGGCGAUUGACAACAUCAAUGAAGAAGACAUCGUGAACAUGGAUGUCCGAAUCUCCGACGCCACUUUCACUCAUUUUGCCGUAACGAAGGCUCUUCAAUUCAACGAAGUCACGGAAGAAAACUACGAGGCUGAAUACAAGGCGUACACAGAUCUUAUCCUUUCUGUCGAUGGCGGAAUCGAGUCCAAGGUCAAGUGGGCGCUUUUGGAUGUCCUCGACAUCGGAAAAUCUGCUCCAGGACAUGAAGAGCGAGUCGGAACAAUCCUCAACGCUCAAGUCGAUAUCUGGACUCAAUCCGUCAACUGGGUUGGAGAUGCUUUGAAUAUUGAAGAGAUCGACUGGGAAACUGAGAUCCGUUGGGCGUUCGUCAAAGCUUCUAUGCUUCGAGUCUACGAGACAGAUGAUUACUUCAAUGAUCCUAUCUACUUCGACAUCUUCGCUCUUCCAGAAAAUUCCGUCGCCGGCGCCGCGAAAUUCUGCGAAGAGGCUGGCCAAGUCCUCUUCCCUGUUGAUACCCACGACGUCCGAGCUGAAAUCCUCCAUGCUCGACUCAAAGAAGUCAUCCAGAAACGACGAUUUGUCAAGGAAUGUGGUCUCAUCAUGCCGUACGAACGCGUCGAAGGAGCGGAGAGCAACGUUUUCUACAAUAUUCACACGGGAUCAACCGAAUGCAAUCGACUCUCCUGGAUCACAUUGGACAGCGACGAAAUGAUGGACAUGACCAUGUUCGCUGCCUGCGCAAACGACAAUGGUAAAUCAGACAAGUUCGAUCAGGCAACUCAAGCCGUCUGCCGAGGCGAUGACGAAAAAGACACAUACAAAGUCGACUUCGCCAAUGUUCUCGCUUCAUACAGCAGCUACUACCAAAACAUCUACGGCCGAGAGCUCACCGAAAUCUUCCAAGGAACACUCAUCAGAAAAUUCUACGACAACCAGGAAUACCAAGUUUUCGAUACUGAGCAGGCUUUCCACAGUUUCUUCCAGAACAAGAUCUUUGAACUCAUGACUCAGUCGAACGACGAUUGGUACGGAAGAUGGGCGUUCGAGUCAGAAUUCUUCAUCAAACUCUCAGCUGCUUUGGCAACCAGUACUUUCGUCCAGGACGAAUCGGUCUAUGAAAGUAUCUUCGAUGCACCGAUUUCCGGCGGUAUGAAAUACGUUGCAAUUUCUGAAUACUUGCCCUGGUUUACUGAUCGACUCUCCCAGAAGAAGUCCUCGAUGAUCCUUAAAUCCUACCUCUUUGACUUCCUUUGGUCCGCUGGAUAUUUGGACUGCUAUGCCUCGGAAGAAAAGUGCGAACUUGGCCGACUCAUUCACGGCGGCGUUCUUGAUGCCAACAUUGAUGAUGCUCCACGAGGCGAUGACAUCUCUUACAACUCCCUUGUCUAUCUCAUCGACACCGUCACCUGGCCAUGGAACUACGGAAUCCGAGACGACAACGCUACUGCUUACGAGCUUGUCAAUGCUGCUCGAGAGUAUUCCAUCAACGGAAAUCCUGGACUCAAGGCCAAGUACCUUUUUCUCCCAGAAAACUGCAUCAAUUGCGAAGGGCCCAAUGCUCUCGAUGCUGCUUUCGACGCAUUUAUGAAUUCCAACAUCGAUAAUAUAUUCAAAGAAGGCACUGCUAACGACUUGAUUGCCUUCAUCGACACUAUUUUUUCUGAUUUCGGUGUUUCUCACACUGCUUCUGAUGAUCAAAUCAUUGAAAUCUUCAACGAAUCCGCGGAGCAACUCGAUUUCCGAUCUUACGUCCAAUUCACUGAAUCCGAUCUUCAUAAUCUUGCCCACAAUGUCCUCGCCGGCGCAGGCCUCGCUACUGAGCACAACAAACUUAGCCUUGAUACCGUCUUCGAAGCUGCCAAAUCAGAGUUCGAUUUCUCUGGUGAGAUAAGCACUGAAGGCCUCGUUGCUUCUGUCGACCUGCUCUUCAUUGAUGCCGGAAUCGAAACACCUGAUCUUGACUUUGUUACUGAGCUCACCACAGCUCCUCCAGGAGUUCUCGUUUUCAACGUAGGCCCGAACUUUGCCAACCGACUUCCUCCAUCAACAGGGUGGGAUUUCUUUGCCGAUCUUCAUGCUGGUCUUGCUCCAUUUGGCGCGUCUCUCUUCAUCGGUACCUUCGAUCCCGUCUCAUCAGCUCGAUGGUUCAAUGAGUUCUACGACUUGAACUACUCCAACGAUGAGACAAUCUCAGUUAUCCUUCCCUUUGGUUACGAAGACGGUGUGGUGGGUAUCACUGGCCAGCGAUUCUGCGACAAGUCCCUACCAUGGGGUCCAUGGGGAGACGAGCCUUGUGAAGAAUGCUAUCUCUUCUACCGAGUCUCAAGCGAAGGCCGAGGUCUUGUUUGGGCGCCCAUUGAUGAGACCCUUGUCAUCAUUGCUAAUGAACCAAUCGAUGGCGAUGUUGUUCCGUACCCAGGCGCUUAUAAUAAUUUUGUCUGCUACAAAAAUGUCGAUCUCCGCUUCCACGAAGCUUUUGAGCAUCUCUGGACCAAGGGCGCUCUUGCUCCUCUUCCACAGGACGUUCAAGACACUGUUCUCCACCGAACCUACGAAAAUGGCCCUCACUACAUCACUUCUGAUGGUGAAGCAUAUCUUUUGAUUGCUGAGGGCAUCUUUAAGGCGAUCACAGAGGACUAUCCAUCUGGAUUUGAGCAUGAUGUUCUCGGACGAUUCGCGUUCGAAACACCUCUCUUCUUGAAAUUCAUCGCUGCCACCGUUGUUGUUUCCGAAAUUCGAGCAACUCACGUCGGUGACUGGGAAAUCGAUUUCGAAACAAUCCUCAAUGGUAUCUAUGACUCCUCGAUCUCACACGGAUAUCUCGACGCUGGAGCUUACCAAUCAGCGAUUCCAUGGCUCUUGAAUAACUACUCGGAAUCCGCAACCACUAUCCUGAUCAAGGGCAUCGUUUACACUGUCCUCGACCGAGCUGGAGUCACUUCGUUUCAGACUCUUCAAGAGUGUUUCGAACGAGUUGCCAACAACGACUUCAAAUUCACCGAUGAAACCGUGGUCAAGGAUGUUGUCAACUAUCUCCGAGUGGUGAUCCCCGCAGACGCCGCUGAUCUAUCAUCUCCCGAUCUCAUCCAGAACUCUGCCGUCCGAGGUUACAUUAUGAAACUUGUGAUCAUCGGCAACAGCGGUCAGGAAGACAGUUGCAAUGGAAUCGGCUGCUUCCAGUGGCAUCCAUCCGGUUUUGCCGCCGAGAUUCUCUACACGAACCUCGACUGGCUUCUGGAGAAUGAGCACGAUCCACGAGGACUCACGUCUGCCAUCGAAGAAAUUUCCCAGCGACAUCUUGGAAAAAUCAUCUUCACUAGACUCCAGAUCCAGGUUUUCUUCCGAUUCACCAUGGAACAUUUGAUUUCAAACAGAUGCCCAACUGGUAAUUGCUGGACCUUGAACGAAUCAACUGGUGAAUGCGAAAUCAAGCCUGAUGCAGACUGCUGGGGACUAACUUGUGGAGCGGAUACGAUGAACUUCUGGUUCCGACCUGAUCUUCUUGACGUUCUUGCCGAUGAUCAACGAGAAGGAAUCUUUGCCGCCGAUUGCGCCCCAGUUUGGGAUGAUGCUAAUUCCGCUUUCUCGUGGAGUGAAAACAUCGGAAAAUGCAUGGUUGCCGAAAGUAAUGCUGAAACUGGCGACAUUGAUUUCAUCGUCGCUAUCAGCCGCGCUGAUUCACGCCAAGACAUCAAGAUCCACGGAAUCGACUUCUUCACCGCCGACUACGAGUCCCAGAUCUCCGCUCGAUUCCGAUGCUCUUACGAUUCCGAGAUCUCCGCUUCCAGCGAAGUCUUCAAUGUCAAACCAGGCUACCCAGCUGAUGCCUCCUUCUCUGACAAGGGCGACUUCACUGAAGCCUUCAGCAUUGAUCUUUACAAUGAUGACGAGUUCUCCCAGGCUGUUGGCGAUGUCGUCUAUGUUGGACAGGAACUCUUCGUCGAUGUCAACUGGGCUGUCACAGAAGGUGUCCAGUUCUACGCGCAAAGCUGCGAAAUCGAUAUCGACGGACAAACAGUUUCUUUGAUCAGCGAUAACUGUCUGGCAGACAUCUUCGGCGUCACCAAUCACCAACCGGGAGUUUACUCCAACAAUGGCUCAUACAAAUUCAGUUACACAACUUUCACAAAUGACCGAGAUCUUGGAAAGACCAACACCAUUUCUUGUGCUUUGAAGAUCUGUCUCACUGGUGAUCAAAACACUUGCGCUCCAGCAACAUCCUGCCCUCAGAAUGAGUUCAACUUUGUCCUUCCAUCCAGAAGACGAUAA
Oikopleura dioica is the source of this 5523-nucleotide messenger RNA. The record is from the annotation of a GenBank genome assembly. Lineage: Eukaryota; Metazoa; Chordata; Appendicularia; Copelata; Oikopleuridae.